CAAAUUUCUAAUUUCGAUUCCUGUUUAUGAUAUUUAACCAUGCUAGUAGAUCUCCGUAUUUACAAAGUUUUUAUUUACAUAGCAGAUCGUCGCUGCUCUAGAAAUGGUGCAUGGAACUGUAGAUGGUUUUUCCAAGAUGCAAAUGAAGGCUCAGCGCAUGCCACCAGUCCUUAUAAACUCAAUUAAUCUACCCUGGCGUACACAUCCAGGAAUGCCUAGGGCUAUUCAAGAUAUGAAAGAAAAUUUGACAAGCCGUCUCCCUGAAUGGCCUGUUUCUAAAAUCGAGGAGUUGAACACUUUACUACUAACAGAUGCUAGUUCCAUGGAAGAGUACGAGGACUUAUAUACAUUGAAUGAGCACGUGGUACGGUGUAAUCAAAUGCGGCCGGCUCGUUCCUUGGAAGAAUUCAAUGCCACAGACAAGUUCGAUAGAGCUAUGUUAAGGCGUUUGAUUGGAGGUAAUGGAGGUUUGGGUUUAGUUGGUGCAAUGGGAUGUGUGAUGAUAUGCUUAUCUGAGGAAAAUGAUGGUUUAGGUAAAUUGGUAAGAGGUGGAAGAGAUGGUUUGAAACUGGUGGAAGGGGAAAAUGAGCUAGUUGAAGGAUGAAAUUUUCUAGGAAAUUGUUUAUACUUUUUGGCAGAAUUCUCCACAUAUGCCUGUUGAAUGCGAGCUAAGUAGAAUGCAUCAGUAUCACUAGUCGGCUUAUACAUUUGCAAUGGAUUUCGAAUUUCCUCUUUCAACCCACUUAUAAAACUCAUUGUAAAGUAAUCCUCGGAAAGAUUCUUAUUCUUAGAUUUCAUAAUUGCUUUCAGAGAUUCAUAUCGUU
This is a messenger RNA of Papaver somniferum (opium poppy), 824 nucleotides long. RefSeq lists its product as uncharacterized. The transcript is spliced from 4 exons. The record is from RefSeq and is a predicted model, not a curated record. The coding region runs from base 104 to 604 and encodes 166 amino acids. NCBI's taxonomy places the organism in Eukaryota, Viridiplantae, Streptophyta, Magnoliopsida, Ranunculales, Papaveraceae.